CUGGACAUCGAAACUACGGGAUUCAUUGGCAGAUCCUAUCCCACAGUGGUGGGCAUAGCGGUGGAUUUUCCAGGCGACUGGUUCGUGGAGCAGCUGGUUGGCGCGGAUAUCACCGCUGAUGCGAUCCGGCACGUCCUGGAAGGUGUCACCACCGUUUACACGUUCAACGGAGCCGGCUUCGAUCUUCCGUAUUUGGCCUGGAAACCGGGCGUAGAUCUGCGCCGGUCGCUGGACCACCGGGACCUGAUGCAGUGGUGCCGGCGGGCCGGGUUGCGGGGUGGCCUGAAGCGCAUUGAAAAAUCGUUGGGGAUUCAGCGCUCUUUGCCCGAUGUUGAUGGGUAUGACGCCGUGCUGCUUUGGCAAAAAUAUAUCAACGAGCAGAGUAAGGACGCGCUGGACCUGCUGCUGGAAUACAACCGUGCCGAUGUCGAAAAUUUAUAUGUCCUGCGCAACAUGCUGGAAGGGAAUCAUAACUGGAGGUAA
Messenger RNA from Geodia barretti, 483 nucleotides. The record is from the annotation of a GenBank genome assembly. NCBI's taxonomy places the organism in Eukaryota, Metazoa, Porifera, Demospongiae, Tetractinellida, Geodiidae.